Dalotia coriaria is the source of this 764-nucleotide messenger RNA. It is a transcript of the gene lin-28, whose product is annotated as protein lin-28 homolog. Gene Ontology annotation, biological process: pre-miRNA processing. The coding region runs from base 148 to 759 and encodes 203 amino acids. The transcript has 5 exons. Gene Ontology annotation, cellular component: nucleus; cytoplasm. Gene Ontology annotation, molecular function: zinc ion binding; mRNA binding. The record is from RefSeq and is a predicted model, not a curated record. Lineage: Eukaryota; Metazoa; Arthropoda; Insecta; Coleoptera; Staphylinidae.
UAAUUUUCGUCCAAUUAAAAAAGCAACAACAAUAAUAUACACACCGAAGCGCGUUGUUAAUUACAACGAUAGUGAGCUGUGAGUGAGUGUCGACGCGAGAGGGUGGCUAAUGCAUCAACACCGGAAGACGUAUAAUAAGAUUUUUCAAUGACGGUUGUCACCAUUGAUGAUCACGGCAUGGAAAUGCCCCAUAAUAAUGCAGAUAAUGGUUCUGAAGGAGGCAGCGCCAGCCAAGUUGGCUCCGAGGCAUCCUUCGGAAUCAGACGAGGAAAAUGCAAGUGGUUCAACGUCGCAAAAGGAUGGGGUUUCAUCACACCGGACGAUGGUGGCCAUGAUGUAUUCGUCCACCAGAGUGUUAUAAAAAUGACAGGAUUUCGUUCGUUAGGCGAUGAGGAAGAGGUGGAGUUCGAGUGUCAAGUGUCUGAUAAGGGGUUGGAAGCCACCAGGGUGUCGGGACCACAGAGCGUGGAAUGUCGCGGAUCACAUCGACGACCCACGUCAAAGAAACGUUUUCGAAAAAUAAGGUGUUAUAAUUGUGGGGAAUUCGCAAAUCACAUCGCAGCAAAAUGCGCAUUGGGACCACAACCGAAACGCUGUCAUAAUUGCAAAAGCGAAGACCACCUGAUCGCUGAUUGCCCGCAGAGACCGGAAACAAGCAGCUCCGGCGAUGCCGCCAUGAUGCCACCACUGCCUACGUCGCACAACGGCAACGGAAGCACGAAUGUCGAAGGCAUGGCGCAAUUACACAUCAGCGAAUGAAACAG